Molecule: messenger RNA, 307 nt
Organism: Staurois parvus
Lineage: Eukaryota; Metazoa; Chordata; Amphibia; Anura; Ranidae
Source: the annotation of a GenBank genome assembly
UGGGGUAUGGCAGUGAUCAGAACACUGAUAUAGGGUAUGGCGGUGAUCAGGACGCUGGUAUGGGGGUAUGGUGGUUAUCAGGACGCUGUUAUGGGGGUAUGGCGGUUAUCAGGACGCUGGUAUGGGGUAUGGUGGUGAUCAGGACGCUAGUAUGGGUUAUGGCGGUGAUCAGGACGCUGGUAUGGGUUAUGGCGGUGAUCAGGACGCUGGUAUUGGGGUAUGGCGGUGCUCAGGAUGCUGGUAUUGGGGUAUGGCGGUGAUCAGGACGCUGGUAUGGGGUAUGGCGGUGAUCAGGACGCUGGUAUGG